UCAUAUUAUGCGCCUGAAGUAGAAAGGACCCUGGCGCAGGUUAUCCCGGGAAGGGCAGAGAGAUGUUUUUAAGAGUUGCCGUCCGCGGUUGGAAAUUGACCGGGAGUCCCGGGGCCCAAAAUGUGGCUCAGCUUCAUCUCAGCGUCAGAAACGAACUUAGGUAUGGCUACUGGGCAUAUGUACUUGGCGAGAGGAGCUCCAAGAGGUUUGGAGAACACAGCAAAAUUAUCACUGUUGAUGGGAACUUGGCUUCUGGCAAAGGGAAGCUAGCACAGCAGCUGGCAGAGAGACUGGGCAUGCGCUACUUCCCAGAACCUGAUGUGCAUUUCCUAGAGAAAGGUGUAAGCGAUGGAAAGGCCCUUGAGAGCAAAUUUAAUGGCUACUGCAGUUUGGAAAAGUUCUAUGAUGACCCCAAAUGUCCUGAUGGGAACUCAUAUCGCCUGCAGUUCUGGAUGUACAGCAUGCGCUUUAUGCAAUAUUCUGAUGCCCUUGAACAUCUUUUGAGCACAGGUCAAGGAGCAGUACUGGAACGGUCUCCAUUCAGUGACUUUGUGUUCCUAGAUGCCAUGUAUAAGAAUGGUUACAUCCGGAAACAAUGCUUGUCCCAUUACAAUGAAAUUAAGGGUGUGAGCAUAGAUGAGUACCUGCCCCCUCACCUGGCAGUUUACAUAGAUGUCCCAUCUGCAGAUGUGCACAAGAAUAUCAUGGAGAAAGGAAAUGCUGCUGAGAAGAAAGUUUCCUUGUCUUACCUUCAAAGUAUUGAGGAAGUCUACAAAACCACUUUCCUUCCACAAAUCAGAGAGACUUCGGAGGUUUUACAGUACACCGGGAGCGAAGCGCAGGAUGUGGAAAAGGUUGUUGAAGACAUUGAAUAUCUAAAGUUUGACAAAGGCCCAUGGACAGAGCAAGAUGACAUCAGCCUCCAUCACCUACGCAUGCUGGUGGAGGACAAAGACAAAAUUGCAAGUAUGAUAGUCCUGCCGAGGUACCUUCCAGAAGUCACCAUUGGGGCUUUAGAGUAUGAUGCGGCAUACUAUAAGUACAGAUCGUUGCCUGGAAAGCAAUUUGCAGAAGGAUACAACGCUGAUGUGGGGGACAAGCUGAUCUGGCUGAAGUGAGAAAAAAAUGGAAGCAUGGACAACAAACCAGAGCAUGUUAUCUUCCAGGAAAUAUGUUGUAGGCUUAUUGGUGGGACUUAUUUUGGAAUACUGAAUUGGAUUUGGUGACUGUUAUCUGUCAGAUACAGAUUCCAUCAUUCAUUCCCUGGUUUGUCUGUUCUCAAACAUAAAAAAAUGUAUUUAAUAAAUUUAAUACUAUUACAGACA
Messenger RNA from Spea bombifrons (plains spadefoot toad), 1325 nucleotides. It is a transcript of the gene NDUFA10, whose product is annotated as NADH:ubiquinone oxidoreductase subunit A10. Bases 63 to 1118 code for a protein of 351 amino acids. The record is from RefSeq and is a predicted model, not a curated record. Gene Ontology annotation, cellular component: cytoplasm. NCBI's taxonomy places the organism in Eukaryota, Metazoa, Chordata, Amphibia, Anura, Pelobatidae. Gene Ontology annotation, biological process: mitochondrial electron transport, NADH to ubiquinone. The transcript has 10 exons.